Molecule: messenger RNA, 2174 nt
Organism: Myripristis murdjan (pinecone soldierfish)
Lineage: Eukaryota; Metazoa; Chordata; Actinopteri; Holocentriformes; Holocentridae
Gene: plppr2a
Product: phospholipid phosphatase related 2a
Exons: 8
Coding region: 236-1222 (328 amino acids)
Biological process (GO): signal transduction; phospholipid metabolic process; phospholipid dephosphorylation
Cellular component (GO): plasma membrane
Molecular function (GO): phosphatidate phosphatase activity
Source: RefSeq, a predicted model, not a curated record
CCAGGGGAGAGACGAGGGAAGAGGAGGAGAGGAAGAAGAGGGAGAGGAAGAGGAGAGGAAGAGGAGAGACGUAGACAGACAGCUGGGUGGAGGGAGAUUUUCACACCACUUUCCCCUCAUCUGAUCUGACAUGGCCACCGCAUAGGAAUCUGGUGCCACGGCAACCGUCAGCGACGAGCAGGUGUCAGGAGACUGAGUGCUGGACAGAGGGAAGGAGAGAGAGGAGGAAAGAGGGAUGGCAGCAGAGGAGAAGCCGGGCGUGAAGAGCAGCAGCUCCAUCGUCCCCUGCUUCCUGUUUGUGGAGCUGGUGAUCAUGGCUGGGACGGUUCUGCUGGCGUACUACUUUGAGUAUACGGACACCUUCCCCGUGCACAUCCAGGGCUUCUUCUGCUACGACAAGACCUUCUCUAAGCCUUACCCCGGCCCGGAUGACACCAGCAAGAUCCCGCCUGUGCUCAUCUACUCACUUGUCACAGCCAUCCCCACCUUCACGAUCCUGGUUGGAGAGCUGUGCGCUUUCUUCACCAAGGCGGAGGGAACCCAGGAGAAGACCAUUGUCACCGCAGACUGCUGUUACUUCAACCCCCUGCUGAGACGUAUCAUACGCUUCCUAGGUGUCUAUGCCUUCGGCCUGUUCACCACCACCAUCUUUGCCAAUGCUGGCCAGGUGGUGACAGGAAACCAGACGCCUCACUUCUUGUCUGCAUGUCGGCCCAACUACACAGCGCUGGGCUGCCAGUCCACCAUGCAGUACAUCACAGAGCGCCGCGCCUGCACGGGGAACCCGCUCAUCGUCAUGUCUGCGCGCAAAUCCUUCCCUUCCAAGGAUGCAGCGCUCAGCGUCUACUCUGCGGUCUACACAGUGAUGUACGUGACACUCGUGUUCAGGACCAAAGGCACGCGGCUGACCAAGCCCACGGUCAGCCUCACCCUGCUCUGUCUGGCCAUGCUCGUGGGCGUGGUCCGGGUGGCCGAGUACCGCAACCACUGGGCUGACGUCCUGGCAGGAUUUUUCACCGGAGGAGCCAUCGCUGUGUUUCUGGUGACUUGUGUGAUCAACAACUUCCAGCAGAUGCAGCCUCCUCCUCCUCCACCGCGGCCCCAACGCCCCGAGUCCGUGCUGGGCAUGCCCAUGGUGACGCUGCCUUGUGUGGAGAGUCCACUCGAAAAGUUAAGUGGUCCUCAGACUCCGCGGGGAUCUCCAUUCACCGAGAUCACAUGACCAUCAGCCCUAUCGGUUCCCCACCACCCCCGAUGUCCUCAUACCGUCUCGCUCCAUUUCCAGCGAAGUCUAGACCAGCCCGAGCAGCACUCACCCCACUGCGCCGCCCAUCCGGCUGGGCGAUAUGCAACGCUGCACCGCUCCUACUCCACGCAGGUCUAGGCCUCUCCUGAUACACACAGCACAGCACAAUACAGUACUGUACACAUCCUCACAUGCAUACACACACACACACACACACACACACACACACACACACACACACACACACAAACCAUCCCGUCGCCCCUUCCCAAGUCCAAACCCCCGGGGAACCGAUAGGUGAACAAAGACGUUCUCUUUGCUGGACUUCCAGUAAAGUAAAGACACUUCUCAGCUCCCGAGCUGAAUAUUCAGUACAGUGUCAGGUACAUCUCUUUUUUUUUUUUUUUUUUCUUUGUGAUUAUGCUCUUUUUUCCAUUUUUUAGAGACUUUUGUUUCAUCACCAGCUUUUUUUGUACAAACUCAAUCAUGUGAAGUACCAAGCUCGCCGAUAAGCCAGCGUGUCAUCAUCAGUCGUGUUUACCGUUGAAGGAGAAGCACGUCAAACUGCGACCACUGAGAACUUUUUUUUUUUUUUUUGUCUGCGACUCUGCGAAUGAGUUUUCACUCGUCUGAAGGAGCCGAAUCCUGAGACUCUCUGAGCGCCGGCUCCCAGGUCUGCCUGCAGGAGGCUGCCGUGGUGGACCAAAUCGCCCCACUAGAGGAUAAAUGUCCAGCUGUGAUUUAUCUGUACAUCUCCACCAUCCUCACGUCACACACACACACACACACACACACACACACAGAUUGACUUAAACACUGAAACAUGCUCUCUCGAUCUUUUUGUCUUCCUCUGCUUCUCUUUCUCUCACGCUGUCCUUCUUCUGCUCUUUCUCUGUCCUGCUACCUUGGAAUCUCUAACACAAACAUG